Molecule: messenger RNA, 1995 nt
Organism: Mytilinidion resinicola
Lineage: Eukaryota; Fungi; Ascomycota; Dothideomycetes; Mytilinidiales; Mytilinidiaceae
Exons: 7
Coding region: 1-1938 (645 amino acids)
Biological process (GO): regulation of DNA-templated transcription; DNA-templated transcription
Molecular function (GO): zinc ion binding; DNA binding; DNA-binding transcription factor activity, RNA polymerase II-specific
Source: RefSeq, a predicted model, not a curated record
AUGAAUACUUCAGGUAGCGAGCCGCAGAAGGCGCAGGGAGAAACCGGAAAACGUGCCCCCAAAGCCAACAAGUCAUGUCUGCCCUGCCGUGUACGCAAGGUCAAGUGCGAUGCCACCGUGAUUGGCCUCCCCUGCAGCAGUUGUACCAGCAGGCAGUGCGCUAAGGACUGUACCACACUCUCCCCGGCUACAUCCCACAGUAGCCAGUUAGACAGCCUCAAUCAAUCUAAUCAAUCUAAUCAAUCAAAACAAUCAAGACAAUUUUCCACUUCCGAUCCCUUGGACUGCCAAAACCCACGUCAGACUGAGCCAGACCUGCUCUACCUUAAUAUCCUAAACGACGCCGUGAAAGAAACUACAGAAUCAAGUCAACAUCACACCACUUCCAAUACCCCCUACCGUUCAAGGCCGGAAGACAGCUUUACUCCUCGGAACUGUCUAUGGACCAAGCUACCCCGAUUGGAUGACAUUGACAAUGAAUAUCUUGUCAAGAAGGGUGUCUUUGACCUACCUCCUCCGCACCACUUAGAUGCCCUCAUUAAGACAUACUUUGACCACGUCUGCCCUUUUGCUCCCGUGAUCAACAGAGCUGAUUUCAUUCGCGGCUAUCAAUCCGGCGACUGCUCUUUGUUCCUGCUCCGCGUCAUAUUGACACCAGCCAGUCUCUAUGCGCCAGCAGAUGUGCUAUCCGCCUGCGGCUUUGCCAGCCGCUCGGCCGCGCAAGAGUCGUUCUUCUCCAAGGCCAAGCUGCUCCACGACUUUGCCGCCGAAGAUGACCCGUUGUUGAUGCUGCAGGGAUCCAUCAUCUUGUGCAUGGUGAUUCUCGACCACCCCACCGACCGGGACUUUGGCUACUGGUUCCAUAAUGCGAUCCGUCUUGCCACUAAGCUUGACCUACGCGACACGUGUGUUCGAGAAGACAAACCCCGUAAAAUUAUAAAGUUGUACAGAAGGAUCUGGUGGACUCUCUACUUUUUAGACAUUUUCCACGUCUUUGUCAAUACCAGACGCUCGCGACUACUCGAAAACACCUCCGCGAUCAAGCCGAGGACGGAAGAUGACUGGGAAGCGGAGGAUGUCUCGGGAGCAUCAUCCGGCUUGCUAUCGGCGGUCACGCCUCAGCAAAAGGCCUCGCCUGUUGUCCACUGCGAGUUGUCUCGAAUAUUCGGACAGUGUUUGUCCAUUGUAACAAACAAGCCACAGCAGGAUCCUCGCCAAAUGAUGCACCCACUCGAUGCAUGGCGCAAGUCUCUCGCUACCAAGAUGCACGUGGGUGGGAAUACUGGAACUGACGUGUACUAUCUGAAUAUACAAGCCAUGAGCUACAGGUUUGAGUGCAUCUUGUGUCGUCUAAUACGACGCUGUUUGCAGCAGUCCCAACAUGCGGACUGGAGCGAGUGGGCCAAAGAGCGGCUUCGGUCCGCUAUUCUGGAGUUGGACACGAUUUCUAUGAGGGUGUUGGCGAGUGGUACCCUUCAGGACUUUCCCGUGUCUUUCAUAACCACAAUAACUGCGCUGCUCGCUCUACACAUCGAAUCGGCCCUCGAUCCAGCCGAGACAGACCUCGUCCGUUCCAUGGCUCGGAUAUCCAUCAGCCAGACAAUGCUUGUUCUCACCCAGGGAAAAGAAAUACCCGCCCUGAAAAGAGCGCUGCCGGUAUUUGAGGAGAUUCUUGCCAAGAAAAAUCUGUACUUGGUUCCACCCAACAUUCUCGGUCAAGUACCUGCGCAGUGGCAGUCACAAGACAGCAGCAUGGCGGAUGCUUACACUUCGCCGAACACACAGGUCAAUAUAAUUCCGUCUCAAUUAGAGCAGGGUGAGAGUAAUCUACCACUCCAUGGCGAUUUCCUAGGACUUGAUUUCUUGGACGAUUGGAGAUUGGGCAGCUGGAGUUCACUAUUCGAUGUUGACAUGGGUUCCCAAGAACGGGCGGAAUAGAGGCACAGACAAUUAUCUAGCUGUAGCAAUAACACAACCUGGGCCAUUGCAGCAAUC